AAUCAGCUGGAAAUACAGCUAACAGCCCGCAAUGGUCUUCAAUGGACCCAGCCUCUUGGUCUUUUCAUAGACAAUGAGUUUGUUCGGAGCCAAGAACGCAAAGCACUGGAAACUCUUGAUCCAUUUACAGAGCAAGAGAUAUGCUCUGUUUUCGCUGCGGCACAAGCAGACAUUGAUCAUGCCGUGUCCUCAGCUAGGAGGGCUCUCCGCAGUCCGGCCUGGAAAUCUCUUUCCGGCACAGACCGUGGGAACCUUAUGGUGAAGCUGGCUUCUCUCGUGGACGAACAUGCUGAGAUAUUGGCUACCAUUGAGAGUUUGGAUAACGGGAAGCCCCUCUCAGCAUCACGGUCCUACGAUGUGCCACAGUUCUCGGAGGUUCUUCGCUACUAUGCCGGCUUCGCCGACAAAAUUUUCGGCUCUGUCAUUGAUGUUGGCCCUAGGAAAAUGGCAUACACUCUCAAACAGCCAGUUGGUGUCUGUGGCCAAAUCAUCCCAUGGAACUACCCCCUAGCUAUGGCAGCAUGGAAGCUUGGCCCUUCCCUCUGCUGCGGCAACACCAUCGUCCUGAAGCUCGCAGAGAAUACUCCACUCUCGAUGCUCUAUCUCGCAACUCUGAUCCGAGAAGCUGGUUUCCCACCUGGCGUCAUCAACAUCGUCAAUGGGCAUGGAUAUGAGGCUGGCGCGGCUCUGGCGUCCCACGCGGAUGUAGAUAAAGUUGCGUUUACGGGUAGCACUUCUACGGGCAAGGAGAUUAUGCGGAUGGCAGCGGCGACCAUGAAGGCGAUUACGCUGGAGACGGGUGGCAAGAGCCCGCUGAUUGUCUUUGAGGACUGUGACUUGGAGCAGGCCGUGCGUUGGGCUCACGAGGGCAUCAUGGCCAACCAGGGGCAGGUAUGUACGGCAACCUCGCGGAUUCUCGUGCAAGAGAAAGUAUACGGCGCGUUUGUGGAUCGCUUCAAGGCCUACACCAGCCAAGUCUCGGUGCUAGGUGACCCGUUUGAUGAGACAACGUUCCAGGGUCCGCAGGUAUCAGCACAACAGCGAGAUCGAAUACUUGCAUAUAUAUCGUCAGCCAAGGCAGCCGGGACGUCGAUAUAUCAACCCGCUUCUGCGGCUCUACCUUCUACGGGCUUCUUUGUCCCCCCAACAAUCUUUACAGACGUGUCGACCCCUUCGGUCGUCUUUCAGGAGGAGAUAUUCGGGCCCUGCGCGGCCAUUGCUAAAUUCACAACCGAGGCGGAAGCACUAUCGAUCGCAAACGGAACACGAUAUGGCCUUGCAGGAGCGGUAUUCACCAAUGACUUGGCCCGGGCGCAUAGAUUGGCGAGGGAUAUGGAAGCAGGGAUGAUAUGGGUGAACAGUAGUAACGACUCGGAUGUGAGAGUCCCGUUUGGGGGCGUGAAGGAGAGUGGAUUGGGAAGGGAGCUGGGAGAGGAUGGCUUGAGAGGCUACUAUAAUGUCAAGGCAGUACAUAUCAACUUGGCCAACAAAUGA
Clonostachys solani is the source of this 1494-nucleotide messenger RNA. Lineage: Eukaryota; Fungi; Ascomycota; Sordariomycetes; Hypocreales; Bionectriaceae. The record is from the annotation of a GenBank genome assembly.